Molecule: messenger RNA, 2141 nt
Organism: Vollenhovia emeryi
Lineage: Eukaryota; Metazoa; Arthropoda; Insecta; Hymenoptera; Formicidae
Product: adipocyte plasma membrane-associated protein
Exons: 4
Coding region: 213-1880 (555 amino acids)
Biological process (GO): biosynthetic process
Molecular function (GO): strictosidine synthase activity
Source: RefSeq, a predicted model, not a curated record
CGCUGACGACGGCGCUGACGAUUGCGCUGACGACUGUGGGCAGCGGGCUCGGCUAGACCAGACUAGACUCCGUCGAGACCAACGGAGAUCGUGUUUUCGCAUUAUAUUUCGCGUGACUCUUCGACGAGGAGGAGCUACGGGACCGCGGUGGGUACCCGGAUAUCCGAGGGGCUUGGAGGAGCCGUUUUCCCCGCGGCGAACGCGUCGCCAAGAUGAGCUACCUGAAGCCGGUCGGCACAUUCUUCAUCUAUCUCAGCGUGAUCCUGGCCGUGAUCACGUUCCUGCCUGGUCUGCCGCCGGACGCGGAGUUCCGUGAGUACAGCGUAAUACCGUCGCGAAAGAUCGACCCCAAAUUAGGCCCGAAGAAUCGGCUGAACGGCGUCGAAAAGCUGUUUGUGGGCGAGCUGAUCGGCCCGGAGAGUUUCGACGUCUAUAACGGGCAGCUCUACACCGGAGUCCACGGUGGAUACGUCGUAAGGAUCGAGGAGGAUCAUUUUGUGCCGAUCGUCAAAUUUGGCGAGAAGUGUGAUGGCAUUUGGCAAGAGCGCAAGUGUGGCAGGCCACUGGGAAUGAAGUUCGAUAAGAAGGGUAAUUUGUACGUGAUGGAUGCCUAUUAUGGGGUUUUCAAGGUGAACGUUGCGACCGGAGAUUACAAAAAUAUAGUGAACAUUUCUAAACCGAUUGAUGGGAAACCUCCGCUGUUACCCAAUAGCAUAGAUAUCGCGGAAAAUGGAGAUCUUUAUUGGACUGAUAGCAGCACAGACUUCAGGCUUUACGACUUAGUGUUAACAUUCUUAGCGAAUCCAUCGGGAAGGCUUAUACGCUAUGAUGCAGCUAAAAAGAAAAACGAGGUACUGGUUCGAAAUCUAGGAUUCGCGAAUGGGCUCAAGUUGAGCGACGACGAAAGUUUCCUAAUUGUGGCGGAAACACAAAUGAGUCGUAUCAUAAGAUAUAAUUUGAAAGGGCCGAAGGCUGGUCAGCAUGAAGUCUUUAUUGACGGUUUACCGGGUUCACCGGACAACAUUAAAAGUGAUGGUCAAGGUGGUUUUCUCGUGUCUUUGGUUAUUACUAAAGACUCUGAGCAUCCUAAUCUUGUCCACUCUUUCAUGCCACAUCCAAACUUAAGAAAAUUGAUUGCACGGUUGUUGGUGCUGAUGGAACUACCAUUUAAAUUGUUGCACGACAUUUAUCCUAAUACAUAUUCGGAGAGACUUAUGCAUGCGAUAGGAUCGUUCCAAGGCUGUGAGGGUCUCAUAGAUUCACGACAGAAAAGUCUGUUGUUCAGACUAGAUGCAUCUGGUAACAUUAUUGAAGUCCUUUCUGGGGAUGAUGGAUCAUACCAGCGAAUGUCUGAAGCUCAGAUACACAAUGGCUUCUUAUGGUUUGGUUCCCCGUGGCUAAACUAUCUGUCGAGAGUCCCGUUAAAACAGGCUUUCCCUGACCUAGCUGACAGUGCGCAACAAUCCUCGCGUGUAAGGUACGAGAAACAAUCGCCGGAUACUUCAGGUGUGAAGACGGAAAGAGUGAAACGAAGUACGGAUUCUACGACAACAAAACCAACUGCCAUUCCUACAACGACGCCCAAGCCAACCGCUGCUCCUACGACGACACCUAAGCCAACCACUGCUCCUACAACACCCAAGCCGACCGCUGCGCCAAAGCCAUCUCCAGCUCCUAAGACGGACACUGCAGGCAGUGGCAGUGUGAAAUCAUCGGAAGCCAAGAAGGACAAUGCAAAAACAGUAGGUGACGAUGCUGGAAAGACACAAUCCGGAAAGAAUGUAAAGGUGGAGCAGGGUGCUUCUGUGAAACAAACUGCGCAGAAAUCACAACCAGAGAAAGCCAAACGGGAAACAAACCGUCCGAGAGACGAUCUAUAAUAAAAAAGCAAUUAAACUAUGAUACACUUGUGAUACCACCAACACUUGUUGAACGGUACACUCCAUUUUUUCAUUCCAUUAAAAGCGACAGGUUGAGGAUAUAUAGAUUAGAAUAUCGAUUUCUCAUUAGUUUGCUUUAUACUCACGUUGUUAUAUCCAUUGAUGUAUAUGACUUUAAAGUCAUAUACAAGUUAUACAAAUACAUAUACAAGUUGUGUGAUUUAUUAGAGGUGCUAUGAUUGCAAAAGGUAAAGUCCUACA